AUGAUACUAACGUGACAGCCCGUUUGCUGUUGUUUUUCAGCUCUUGAAUUAAUGUUGUACGUGUAUUUUGUCAGUUUGAUAUGAGUAUAUUUACAUUUGUGAGUUUUUUUCAUAACGGUUAGUUUCGUUUGAUCCACGCGCUUAUUUUGCGGGUGGCAGGGCUGUAACCUUGGCGUGCGUGACUAGUUUUUUUUAUAACUGAAGAGGAGCUGCUGGAAACCCAACCGAACAAAAAUCAUGUCAGGUGUUUGUCGCGGUUUGAGCUCUUUAUCAGUCAAGAUCCUGACAGAAGCUACACUUUUAUCACCUUGCUCGUGGUUUGUGUCUGCACGCAGCAAAUUUACCAAAGCAAGAAUCCCAAAAGAGCUUUUUGCUGAGAGAUCAAAAGAACAUGAGAAAUAUGGGGGUGACCCAGACCAACCACAUAAACUGCAUAUAGUGACACGAGUCAAAAGUGUGAUGCGAAGGCCGUACUGGGAGAAAGAGAUGGUGAAACACCUUGGGCUUGACAAGGCACAUGUACCUGUAAUUCACAAAAAUACACCUGCAGUCAAUAGCCAACUGAAAUUUGUCAAGCACCUUGUGAGGAUCCAGCCGCUGAGGACUCCCUACGGACUUCCUGCUGAACAGGACAUGGCUGACACCUACAUUAACAGCAAAGGAGAGUUGAUUGUUCGUCACCUCCUCCAACCUGUAGACCCGAAGGCUAUCGAAUCUUAGUAUAAUCUUUGUUAUAUUAAUUCAUAAUUGUUCAUAAAUAUUAUGGGAAAUGCAGUGCUCCUUAGCUUCCUGUUCUGAUUCCACUACACUGAGAAACUGCUGUGGCAUUUACCAGGCUUCACUUUAGCCUGACGCAGUGUGUUUUACUUAAUAGACUUAAGACUCCAGAGGAAUGUGAGAAUUGUCGUCAUCAAACUUUGCAACCUAAGGGCCCGCUCAUGAAGCAGAAAUAUCAGUAGUACCAGUUUAUCUGAAUCAUUUUGUAAAAAACAUCUGGGCUCUGGGUUUACUCAGUAAAAUUGUCAAGUUAGUUUAUUUUGUCCACCCACCAAUAAAUGCCAAUUUUAUAAAUACAGCCGUCUGCUGACAAAUGAAAAAAUGUAAUCUGUUCUCUGUGAUAAUUCGGCAACAGUUGGCCAUAAAGAAAUUUUGAAAUAAAAUGCAUUGCACUGUGGGAGAAGGAGGUGAACGGCCAAAUAUCAGUUUCAGUCUGGUAUUGAUUUGGAUCUGUGUGGGUGUGCAGGGCCUUUAAUAUUGUUAUUUAUGUAUUACUAAGCAAUCCCGAAUGUAUGUGAUGCAUGUUCAAACCAACAUUUUACACAGGAGCCUUUUCUAAGGAGAAAGGAUCUGACAAAAAAAAAUAUUGUGUUGCAUUAUAGGAAUUGAAGGAUUGUUUUCACCCGUAAUAGCAACUAAAACUUGCAACAUCAGUUGAUCCUCCAACUUUACAUAAAAACUAUACAAAAUCAUAGGAGCACAAGUAUACUUUUUAUUAAGUCUGCAUUAGUUAAGUCAAUGUCUUGCUAUAAGGAAAUGUCAUGUAAAAAUGUAUUCUGAUGCAAAAGGAUGAUCUUGGCACUUCAUGCAUCAUGGUUUCUGUCUAACAUUAGACACACACAGUUACAAGGAAACAAGAAAUAAACAGAACUACCUUAA
Micropterus salmoides (largemouth bass) is the source of this 1656-nucleotide messenger RNA. RefSeq names its product mitochondrial ribosomal protein L30 (gene mrpl30). NCBI's taxonomy places the organism in Eukaryota, Metazoa, Chordata, Actinopteri, Centrarchiformes, Centrarchidae. The transcript is spliced from 5 exons. The record is from RefSeq and is a predicted model, not a curated record. Bases 238 to 720 code for a protein of 160 amino acids. Gene Ontology annotation, cellular component: mitochondrion; large ribosomal subunit. Gene Ontology annotation, molecular function: structural constituent of ribosome. Gene Ontology annotation, biological process: translation.